This is a messenger RNA of Electrophorus electricus (electric eel), 4760 nucleotides long. It is a transcript of the gene ubap2l, whose product is annotated as ubiquitin associated protein 2-like. The record is from RefSeq and is a predicted model, not a curated record. Gene Ontology annotation, cellular component: nucleus; cytoplasm. Gene Ontology annotation, molecular function: protein binding. Lineage: Eukaryota; Metazoa; Chordata; Actinopteri; Gymnotiformes; Gymnotidae.
GCGAGUCGGUUCAGCUUUGUAGUUGGAUAGGUAAAUCAGUUAUAGGAAUUAGAAAUUCGUGUUUUAUUUUGGACUGAUUAGGAGGUAGAUUUAGAGGCCCCUUAGUCGGUGUUAUUGCUAAUUUCGAGACAUCUAGUCGGGUUUCUGGUGUUAUUCCUUUGUAAAUACUGUUAUUUGUAUAUACUGUAAAUGAUGACGUCGGUGGGUGGCAGCCGAAACCGGGGUAACUGGGAGCAGACACAGGGUCAGACACAGAGCCAGUCACAGCACAAGCAGAGGCCUCAGGCCACUGCUGAACAGAUCCGACUCGCGCAGAUGAUCUCGGACCACAACGAUGCAGAUUUUGAGGAGAAGGUCAAGCAGCUGAUUGACAUCACAGGCAAGGACCAAGACGAAUCAAUGAUUGCACUGCACGACUGUAAUGGCGACGUCAACAGAGCCAUCAACGUCCUGCUGGAGGGAAGCCCCGACACUGACUCAUGGGAGAUGGUUGGGAAGAAGAAAGGAGUUUCAGGCCAGAAGGAGAGCAGCCAGUCAGAUGGAGGUGAGGAAGGGAAGGAGAACCGAGAGAGGGGAGCAGAAAGAGACGUCGCACGUCGCAGAGGAGGGCCCCUGAGAAGGGGCCGUGGCACCAGCCGUGGACGAGAGUUCCGUGGGCAGGAAAACGGUCUGGACGCGGCUAAGGCAGGUGCAGUGGCAAGCAGAGGGGCAGAGCGUGGCCGCCGGGGAAGGGGCAGAGGGAGAGGUGGUGCUGGUAGAAGGGGUGGAAGGUUUUCAGCUCAGGGCAUGGGCCAGAGUGAUAAGGCCCCCAGAUACGAUUUGUCAGGAGACGAGAGUACGUUUAACCCAGCGGACUAUGCUGAGCCAGCCCAGACAGAGGAGAGCUAUGCUGGGGGAAGCACUUGGAGCAACACGGGCAACCUGGAACCAGAAGACGGAGCCAGGCAUGAGUUUACUGGGGAUGGAACAAAUUACCCACGAAAAUUUGACACUGCUCCUGGUGCUUGGAGAACUGCUACAGAAGAAUGGGGCACUGAAGACUGGAAUGAGGAUUUGUCAGAGACCAAGAUAUUCACUGCAUCUAGUGUGGCUUCUAUUCCCAUGCCACAAGAAAACGUCACCAUAACUGCUGGACAGAGGAUUGACUUGGCAGUACUGCUGGGGAAAACACCCUCUUCUGAGACAGAGCCAGCUCCAGUGGAGACCCCUCAGCCCCCAUCUCUGUCCCAGUCUCUGGUGUUCAGCAACUCCAAACAACCUGUUGCACUCUCCCAGCCCUCCAGCUCCUCUUAUAAUCAGCACAGUAUGGUAAGCAUGCUCAGUAAGCAUGCUCAGAGUUUUGGAGAGGUGGGUGACACCAAAAGCAGUAGCAGUGGCUCCACCAGUGGGUCCCAGUUCCUGGAGCAGUAUAAGACGGCCCAGGCUCUGGCUCAGCUGGCAGCCCAGCACUCUCAGGGCGGACCAUCCAGCACGGGCACAUCCACCUGGGACGCCAGCCCCACUACCCUGGGACAAUAUGAUGUGAAACAUGCAACAGAAGCUCCGGUACACAGUCCCUUCACCAAGCGGCAGCCCUACCAGCCUGCUUCCACUGCUUCUAUGAUGGAUGCCUACCUCCAGGAAAAAGUCCUGCCCCCCUCCACUGCCUCCUCCCUGCCCUCUCAUUCCUCCCCAUCUGCUUCAUUGGCCCAAACUGUCUCUGCCUCACACCCAAAGCCCUCAUCUACGCCAAGCCAACAGAUGUCUCCAGGGCCAGCAGACCCCCUGGCCUCUAGCCCCUUGCCCCUACAACAGCAUAAACUCAAACAGCAGAAGAAAAGAACAGCCAUCACAACAAAGAUUCCUGCUUUAGCGGUGGAGAUGCCAGGCUCAGCAGAUAUAUCUGGACUCAACCUACAGUUCGGAGCAUUACAGUUUGGCUCUGAGCCUGUACUGCCCGAGUACGACGCCACAGCAGCGGUUGCCACCACGACAGCCGGCAACCCUGCCCAGAACAACCUCUACACGAGCGCCAACAGUGAGCAGACUCCAACCCUACCCAACCCCACCCAGAUGGAGCUGUAUGAUCAGAGAGGUGGCCAGACACGACGCUAUCCCCCCUCAGUGUCCUCCUCCCCACAGAAAGACAUACAGCCCAAGGUACAGAAUGGGUUUGGUUCAAUACACACAACACAGUCUCUGGAAGCUGCAGCAGGUUCUGCAGUGUCCACAAAGCCAGCAUCCGAUCCUGUUGCACCUUCCACUGUGUCAAACAUUGCUUCAUUGGCAGACCCACAGUCUGGUCCUGCCUCUCUGCUGACCACAUCCCAUCAGACACCACUUGCCAUUCUUGGACAUGAAGACCCCUCUAAUUCAAUUGCACCUCCACCACACAACAACUCACUACCCACCCAACAGAACAGUCUGACUCCUUCCUCAGUCCACACAUCUAGUGCAAGUCUACUGCAUCCGAAUGUGGACGGAGACUCUGGUCUGCACUCAUCCUCCUUCCCCUCGGUCUCCUCCGUGCCUCCUUCCUCAGCGUCCUCUGUGGCCCCUGCCUCUCACAGCACCCCCAUUCCUCCUUCUUCCUCGGCUAACGCUGCCUCUGUCCAGUCCACCCUCUGCGCUGUUAGUGGUUUGACCAUGGGUCUCAGCCCUGCAGGCGGCGUCACUUCUAUUGUGCCACCUGCAGCUGCUGCUGUGGCCUCCUCUUCCUCAGCAGCAUCAGCUACUGCUGCACCUUCAUCAGCCUCUUCAUCCCGCAGUACAGCUGCCUCAGGGAAAGCACCUCCAAACCUGCCUCCCGGAGUGCCUCCUCUGCUGCCCAACCCAUAUAUCAUGGCCCCAGGCUUGCUUCAUCCGUACCCGCCCCAGGUUUAUGGAUAUGAUGACCUUCAAAUGCUCCAGACCAGGAUACCACUGGAUUACUACAGCAUUCCAUUUGCUACCCCGACCACAGCACUGACUGGUAGGGAAGGCAGUUUGACAAGCAACCCUUACUCUGCUGGUGACCUGACAAAAUUUGGCCGUGGGGACACGUCAUCCCCAGCCCCGGCCACCACGCUGGCUCAGCCCCAGCAGAGCCAGACCCAGACGCACCACACCACCCAGCAGCCCUUCCUCAACCCAGCCCUGCCCCCGGGCUACAGCUAUACAAGCCUUCCCUACUACACGGGUGUGCCUGGUCUGCCCAAUACCUUCCAGUAUGGUCCUGCCAUGUUCCCGGUUGCUCCUACCUCCUCAAAACAACACAGUGUGAAUGUUGGUGUCAGUGCCUCAGCCACCCCCUUCCAACAGGCUAGUGGUUAUGGGUCCCAUGGAUACAGCACUGGCUAUGAGGAUUUGGGCCAGGCUUCGGCGGGGAGCGGGGAUUUCUGUAAGGGCAGUUAUGGCACUGCCGUGGCUGCCGCCGCCGCUGCUGCUGCUGCUGCAGCCGCUGCUUCCGCGCAAAACAAGCCUGCCAGCUCAGUCACUGCGCCUGGAGUCGGAGUUUCUGUGACCUCCAGCAACACAGGAGUCCCUGACAUUUCAGGGUCUGUUUACACAAAGACACAGUCAUUUGACAAACAGGGUUUCCAUACUGGGACACCUGGGGCCUCAUUCAGUUUGCCAUCGGCGCUGGGGAGCGGCGGUCCCAUCAACCCUCCGGCCGCAGCAGGCUACGCUCCUGCCCCUUUCAUGCACAUCCUGGCUCCUCACCAGCAGCCACAUUCGCAGAUGCUGCACCACCACCUGCAGCAGGAUGGACAGAGUGGCUCUGGUCAGCGCAGUCAGAAUGCUUCCAUUCAACAGAAGUCCCAGAUCAACAAGUCUGCUUACAACAGCUAUAACUGGGGAGGCAAUUAAGAUGGCUUUUUCCAAUCUGGUGUGCAAAAAGGCUGAAAUUGGGGUGGCCCCCACUUCCUGAACAACUUGUGCCCUUCUACCACACACCCUCUUCUCCCCUUGUCCAAUUGCCCUGGAGUACCUUCCCAUACUAACGGUGGUGCUGUACUAAAGAGGUAGCACUAUGGGUGUGGGGGGGUCUUUAAAGGGGAAGGGUAACAGGGUUUGGAAGAGUAUGGUUCUAGUAACUUGGGCUUUCAAGAGCCAAGUAUUGAGUGUUUGGAGUUUGUAUUGUGUUUAAAAAAAUAAUAAUAAUAAUAAAAAAAUAGCCCAUCCCUUUCAUUCUGGCAUAUGUAACAUAGCUGUUUUUCUAAAAGUUUUUGUUUGGUUUUCCUUUUAUUUUUUUUGUUUUUUUUAAAUCUUUUGGGGAAAGUGGAAGAGAUGAUUUAAGUCUCUUUCUGUCUCCUCCUCUCUGCCCCUUCCAUACCUGCACCCUGUUUUGGUCUGUUGAUUUUCAAUCUCAGAUUCACCACCUUUUGUGGUUUUGUAUUGCAUCCCCCCACCCCCCUUUUUUUUUUUUUUUUUUUUUUUUUAAACAAUUUUAUUUUGGGGGGAACAAAAGUAUAGCUCUAGAUCGGCUAAUGCAGUUGUGGAGUUUAUUUUUUACCAAAUAUAUAGAUAUGAGAUGAUGUGGGCACAAAGAUGUUGGAUGUGUUCUGAGUGAGUUUUGUUUUUUGUUUUUUUUCCUUUGUGCAUAUAUGCAAGUCUGUAAUAAGGGUGGCCACUUGUAUGAAUGUACCCAUUAAAUAAACCCUUCACUCAGCUGUUAAUUAUUGUACAUGCUAGGCAAAUGAAGGACACUGGUCAUAUGCAUAACCCUAAAUCCUUAAUUCCAUCCCAGUAAUUUGGUGGGUUUGUUUGAAGCUGUGUGUGUGUGUGUGGGGGGGGGGGGG